UUUUACAAUUUACCUACAUUGUUAAAUCGUUAGAGUAUAGUGUUCUGUUAUUUAUAAAUAUAAAAUGAAUUUCUUUCUUUAUUAUAAUACAAUAUAAAUUCAAAACUAAUCCUAUAUGUUCAAGUGCAGUGCAACGGUUAAGACAUUAUGUAUUACCUAUAUUAUGAAAUCAGUGCCAGUUGUGCUCUAAAUAGUUAGUUGAUCGUUGUUGGUUAUUGCGAAUGGUAGCAGUAUCAUCUAAGUAUCUCUUUUAACUGUGUGAUGUGGCCCAAAAAUAUCACGCGAAUAGUUUGUAGAGGACAUAAAUGGCUGUAUUAUCGAAACUACAGCAAUUCUUCGGAUAAUGCUGAUUUUCUUUGCGAGCACUUACAAAUUACUAAAGAUAAAGCCAAGUUUAUUCAAAUAAAGCAACCUUACAUACAAAAAUUAACUGAAGCCGAUAUAAUCAGUUCAGUUAGAGCUAUCAGUGAAAUAGGUUUUCCAAGAGAAGUUUUAUUUGAACACCCUUCCUUGUUUCACAUGCAACCAAUAACAAUGAAAAAUAGGCACAAUGUUCUCGUGGAAUGUGGAUUUGAAAGGAUAACAGGAGAACUCUUACUGUCUUAUCUAACCAUUAUGAAGCAGAAGACAUUAAAAGAAUUGAGAAAUAUGGGCUUAUUACCAGCUCUCCUUAAUAUAGAAAAUAAAUUAGCAAGCUAUAUGACACAGUGGCCCACAUCACUUACAACUCUUAUUCAAGGUGAUUCUAACUUAACUACCUUAUAUAAUUUGAGGCUUAAAAUAAUACAAAGGUAUUUGGAACUUAUGCUUGAUCUGACUGAAGAUGAAUUUUAUAGAGGCAUAAAAACAUACCCUACAAUAAAACAUAGGCCCCUUAGAUCUAUUAAUGAAACACUCCGAAUAUUACAAUCAUAUAUUUCUUUGCCAAAUGAGAAAAUUAAAUCUAAUUUGUAUCUUAUUCACGCAGAUCCAGAAAACUUGAAUAAUAUAUUGUAUAAGUUAAGAUCUAUAGGAGGCAUGGAUAUUAGGGAGGUCAUUAGAAUGUAUCCCAAAAUAGCAACAAAGAACUGUACAACCUUACUGGAAAUUAAAAGGCUCUUGGAUAAACAUGGAGUUACCGCUGAGGCACAAACGAGAUGUUUUCAAAUAUACACAUUAAGUGAAAAAACUAUUGAUAAAAGAUUAAAAGAUGCUCAGUCAUUGCCUGAACUGAGUGUCUAUAGGGAACAUCCAAGGUUUUUAAAAAUGAUUCACUAUAACACAAGAGUCUUGAAAAGAAUGAGAAAUGUAAAAACAAAUAAUAAGAGAUGUCUGAGUUUGAAUGUUUUAUCUGGUAGUUCAGCCCGUUAUGAGACAUUUGAAAAAACACCAGGUGACAGGUUAGGUAAAGGAAAAGAUCUGGUCUUCUCUAUAAGUCAAGCACUUGGUAAAAACUACAGAAUGAGUGAAAUACAUAAAACUAUUAAAAAACAUCCAUUUUGGAUGAACAUACCGCUUGUUGAAGUGAAGUAUGUCUGUGAUAAAUUAAAACAGACAUAUUCUAUACAGGAUAUAUUUGAAAACUGUUCAAUAGUGCUCUAUCCAUGGGAUAAAAUUAGAGAAGCCAUCAGAACUAUUGAGGAAAACAAGGAUGGAAAAAUAUAUCCUGUGACAAGCAAUUUCAAUUUGAAGAAAAUUAGCAAAUCUCAAAAGCUAAGUUUGGCUCUGUAUACAAUAGAGAAAACCCAUUACUUUUCUGGAAAUGGAGUAUGGACAGAUGAAAAAAAUAAAAAUAUUGUAAAUCUUUCAGACAUUAAAUUAUUUAAGCAGAUGGCUUAUCAAUAGAUGUGGAUAAGAAUAGCUGGCUUAGCUGAGCAUAUUGUAUUAUAAAGAAGUGUUUGUUGUAUUUUUGUAGAUAAUAAAUGUAAGGACUGAAGCUUU
Messenger RNA from Leptidea sinapis, 1920 nucleotides. RefSeq names its product transcription termination factor 5, mitochondrial-like. Gene Ontology annotation, cellular component: mitochondrial matrix. NCBI's taxonomy places the organism in Eukaryota, Metazoa, Arthropoda, Insecta, Lepidoptera, Pieridae. The record is from RefSeq and is a predicted model, not a curated record. Gene Ontology annotation, molecular function: double-stranded DNA binding. Bases 262 to 1824 code for a protein of 520 amino acids. The transcript has a single exon. Gene Ontology annotation, biological process: regulation of DNA-templated transcription; termination of mitochondrial transcription.